CCUCUGGGCUUUAGUACCGACUACCGGGUACCAUUGUACAACCGCCGAAUCCCGAGUACCGACUGGCGACAACAAAAUAUCAAAUAUGUCUGUAAACAUUGUCUAAUUUGUGUGGCGUAAAUUUUUAUUUUUGUCGGUGAAUGGUGAAUGUUUUUAUGAACUGAGUUGAUAAAUUUGUUUAGUUCCGCUUUGGAAACCCUUUGGCAGUCACCGCAAUGGUUGUUUCUGAUUUGCCAAAGAAUCGAAAAGAAAAAAUGGAAGGGGAUCAUUCGGAUAAGGAAAAUAAAAGAGAAGAACAAAACAUAAAAAAGAAAAAACGUACUCGUUCAUCAAGCAGUGGUUCGAGUAGUAGUCGUUCUUCAUCAAGUAGCUCUCGCUCUGGCAGUGGUUCUUCAGGAUCUAGUAGCCGUUCAAGCUCGAGCAGUUCUGGUUCCAGUUCACGUUCUAGCUCAAGUUCAUCAAGUUCAACUAGUUCUUCUGGUACAUCUACUGGUAGAGCUAAAGUAAAAACAAAGCAACCAAAACUGAAAAGUGGCAGUAAAACGAAGAGUAGAAGCCGCAGUCCAAGAAAAUCAAGACGUGAUGACGAGGAAAAAGUAAAAAAAGCUGAAAAUAAAACUAGAACUUCUAGAAAAACAAGAUCAGGUAGCCCAAUACGGCGUAAGAAGGAAAGAUCGCCAACUCCAAAACCUUGCCGUAUUCAUGUUGGUCGUUUGACUCGGAACAUUACUAAAGAACAUAUUCAAGAAAUAUUUUCAGAUUUUGGAACAAUAAAAGAAGUAGAUGUACCUUUAGAUCGAUUUAAUAAAUUGUGUAAGGGAUUUUCUUAUAUUGAGUAUUCUUCGCCAGAAGAAGCUGAGAAUGCCAUGAAACAUAUGGAUGGAGGUCAAAUCGAUGGACAAGAAAUAACUUGUGCACCAGUAUUAUUGCCACGUCCAGCUAUUCGUAGAAGUCCUAUUCGCCGUGGUGGCUGGGGCGGUGGAGGUGGUGGUGGUGGAGGAGGUGGUGGUGGUGGUGGUGGUGGACGCCGAAGAAGUCCACCUCGAUAUAGACGUAGAUCACCAAUGCCUAUUAAACGGCGUUCUCCUCGUCCACGUAGAAUGAGAUCUCGUUCGAGAUCUCCAAGAAGGCGUAAGCACAGUCGUUCUGGAUCCAGCAGCUCACCUUAAAUUCCAAUAUAGUGGUUCCAACAGUUGUCAGGACAAUGCUGAGGUUGAUAUUACCACCCAAAAGAAGAGACCACACACUAGAUGCGCCACCUCCAGGACUUAUUCCUGUAAAAAACAAGCCCAAUUGCAUUGGAACUGAAUUUGGAAAUAUUAGCUUGGCAUAAAUAAAACUUAACUGAAAUAAAAUAAAACAUAUUAAUUACUCUCA
Messenger RNA from Acyrthosiphon pisum (pea aphid), 1377 nucleotides. RefSeq names its product RNA-binding protein S1. Gene Ontology annotation, cellular component: nucleoplasm; cytoplasm; ASAP complex. Gene Ontology annotation, biological process: mRNA splicing, via spliceosome. The transcript has 7 exons. Gene Ontology annotation, molecular function: RNA binding. The record is from RefSeq and is a predicted model, not a curated record. Bases 216 to 1169 code for a protein of 317 amino acids. NCBI's taxonomy places the organism in Eukaryota, Metazoa, Arthropoda, Insecta, Hemiptera, Aphididae.